Molecule: messenger RNA, 720 nt
Organism: Acanthosepion pharaonis
Lineage: Eukaryota; Metazoa; Mollusca; Cephalopoda; Sepiida; Sepiidae
Source: the annotation of a GenBank genome assembly
AUGUACGAUUUUUUUUUCUUGUUUUAUCAUCACGUUUUUAUACUUACGUCAGUUGUCACUCUAUUUAGCUUCUUCUAUGCUUCUUUCUUUUUCAUUUUUAUUUUUUCUCAUUGCAUUUUUCUUUUUUCUUUCUUUUUUCUUUCUUUUAUUUCUUCCUUCCUUUCUUUCUUUCUUUUGAUUUUUUUCUUUCGUUUGCGUCCUUUCGUUUUUCUCUUUUCUACUUUUUCUUUCUUUGUUUCUUUGUUUUUUCUUCUCUCUUUAUUUCUUCAUUCCUUUCAUUUCUUCUUUCUUUCUUUUUUCUUCUCUCUUUAUUUUUUCAUUUCUUCUUUCUUUCUUUCUUUCUUUUUUCUUCUCUCUUUAUUUCUUCAUUCCUUUCAAUUCUUCUUUCUUUCUUUUUUCUCCUCUCUUUAUUUCUUCAUUCCUUUCAUUUCUUCUUUCUUUCUUUCUUUUUUCUUCUCUCUUUAUUUCUUCUUUCUUUCUUUCUUUUUUCUUCUCUCUUUAUUUCUUCAUUCCUUUCAAUUCUUCUUUUUUUUCUUUCGUUUCAGCUCGUUCGUUUCUUCUCUAGCACUUUCUUUUUCUUUUUUCCUUCAUUUCUUUUUCUUUUUCUUUCUUCUCUUCUUUCCUUAUAUUUCUUCGUCCCUUUUAAAAAAGUUUUCUUCUUUCUUCCGUCUUCCUUCUUUCCUUUCUUUCUUAUUUUUCCUCUCUUUUCUAUUUUUCUAA